This is a messenger RNA of Chenopodium quinoa (quinoa), 402 nucleotides long. RefSeq lists its product as uncharacterized. The record is from RefSeq and is a predicted model, not a curated record. Bases 1 to 402 code for a protein of 133 amino acids. Gene Ontology annotation, molecular function: nucleic acid binding. NCBI's taxonomy places the organism in Eukaryota, Viridiplantae, Streptophyta, Magnoliopsida, Caryophyllales, Amaranthaceae. The transcript has a single exon.
AUGCUGGAAGGCACGAAGGGGUCUUGGCUGGAUGACUUGCCCGGGAUCUUAUGGUCCAUUCGUACCAUAAUCAAGGAAGCUACAGGGAAAACCCCUUUUGCCUUAGUAUAUGGGAGUGAUGCAGUGCUCCCCGUGGAAGUUGGGAUCCCAUCCCCCAGGGUUACCUUCUAUGACCCUGAUCGAAAUGAUCAGCUGAAGCCCUUGACCUUAGACUUACUCCCACAGAUAAGGGGAGAUGCUUUUCUUCGCUCUAUAGCAUACAAGCAAAGGAUAACUCGUUAUUUCAACAAAAAAGUCAAGGCAAGGCCCCUGGUUGAAGGUGAUUGGGUGCUCCGAAAGUGUGAGGCUACUGGAAAGCCCCCGGCAUUGGGCAAGCUAAGACCUAAUUGGGAAGGGCCUUAG